AUGAACACUAGCCGGACCAUCCCUGUUACGCCGCCGGAGCCUCGAGACACAGCAGAUGUGGCAACUCCAGCCGCGACUCCAGCCCAUGCUCCUCCAGCCGCAACUCCAGCCUCAACUCCAGCCUCAACUCCAGCCGCAACUCCAGCCUCAACUCCAGCCGCAACUCCAGCUGCAACUCCAGCCGCAGUUCCAGCUCACUCGGGGGAUUCGCCAGUCACUGCUACCAAUCAUUCACAUCCUGUGGAUACUCCUGAUGAUUCACCCAGUCAUCCUCCUACUUCGGACCCACCUGAGACUAGCGACUCGGGAACUCAACAAACUGGUAGACUUACUGAUGGCCAUCUUCCUGAAAUCAUUGGGGGAUUAUGUGGCUUAUUGGCAUUGGGCAUCUUGGUUCUAGUUUAUGCCUUUUGGAGCUACCGAAAAAGUAGAAAGCGUCAGAGCGUAUUGAUAAAUGAAAUGGUGACGAGCGCCACUCCUACAGAACAUAGGCCAGUCUUUCCUAUCGACGAUGAAAGGCGAAAGCAUGAUACCGAGCGCUCCGCCUUUAGAGAGCUCAAACCGACAUCGGCCUUGGAUCAUCAAAAUCAUUUGACACAAGGUUAUGAAAGACGGGUUGUGGUUCCAUAUCGGAUUGGAACUUUUGAAAAUCAUGUUCACACUCCUAAUCGUGUUCGAGGAAACUCAGAAAAAUCAAGUCGACCUUCCUUUGGACAACAGACAACAUGGUCUCAAGAAAAUCCAUUACCACCAGAUUUGAUUCCAAGACAAGCUCAAGUACAAACAUUUGAUCCGAAUUAUCACGAGACAGUUUAUAACUUUACACCUUCACCUACAUCUAAGCCCCCCACCUCUAAUGCUCCAUUUCCUGGCACACCUGGUCAUUACACACGUGCAAGCUUUUCAGCUUUCAAUUCGCAUUCCCAAUAUCAUCAAAGCCAGCAGAAUUACCCAGGAACAUUCUUGGAUCCCAGUUCUGCAAGAACAGAUAACCUUCGAUCCUUUGCGGGUUCACCAUCGCGAAACCGAUCUGCUUCUUCUUUAUCAGAGAAUUCGGUGGCUAGGAACAAUCACGGUCAAGCAUCUCAUCAUCCAAAUCCACACAGAGGGAAUUUUGUUCCUUCGAGACUUGGCCGACAGUCUCCAUCUUAUCCUGUUGAACUGCCAAGUCCGAUAUACGAAUAUGGGAUUGCUUCAAGUACCGAACAUGCACCGAUGCCUAUGAAUCACUCUAUAUCAGUUCCUCAUCUACCUAUUAAUAUAACACCACCACCUCUUCCCACGCACACUCAGUCUCAAAGACCAAUAAUUUCAAGACUUCAGAUUCCUGGAGAAUCUCAUGACUCAGGCUUUCAAACCCGAACACAAAGACCUGUGAUACCAGCUGUUCUUCAACCAGCUUCACCAAUUGUUUUAAAAAGAAUGACCAUGGAAUCAAACAUAGACAGUACAUCGGGUUCAACACAACAAAUUAUGUCUCCAUGUCAGAGAGCAGUCAAAGAAAGUAUGUUCCUUGGACCUAGUACAAGUACACCACAAAGUGGAGACUCGGCUCCGAUCAAGUCCCAAAAAUCAGACUCACCAAUAGAGAAAGGUGACAUUGAUGAAAAUCCUAUAUCAAUCAAAGGAUUCAAUUUUCCAGAAGCUCCUAGAACUUUGGCUUGUCCAUUAUCUUCACCACUCCCAUUUCCUGGGGAGCCUCGUGAACAUGAAUGA
Molecule: messenger RNA, 1716 nt
Organism: Melampsora larici-populina 98AG31
Lineage: Eukaryota; Fungi; Basidiomycota; Pucciniomycetes; Pucciniales; Melampsoraceae
Exons: 1
Coding region: 1-1716 (571 amino acids)
Source: RefSeq, a predicted model, not a curated record